AUGAGCUCCUGUCUCUCUACUGGUAACCUUCAACUCUCAGGCUUUGCCUUAGCCACUUCCGGCUGGAUCCUCGCGCCUACCUCCAUGGGACAAACGGAUUGGAGGGUAUGGCAUUUGGACAAUACAACUUCCAUCAUCUCCUCUGGCAUUGCUUGGGUGGGGAUCUGGAAAGUAUGCUUUUAUAACACCAUCCUGUUGUCUCCUCAAGGGAGAUCUGUCAAGAUCUGCCACACUUAUGGCAUGUUCAACUCUCUUCUCUCCCAGGAUUUUCGGGCAGUUCAGAACAUCUUUCUGUUUGCUUGCAUUCUGGGGGUCCUGGGAAAAGUCUCCAUAAUCCUUGCAUUGAGGAACUUUUACAUGGGAGCUGCUCGUAGGUCCACAACCUGUAAUCUGUUCACUAUUGGAGGAUUCUUUUAUUUAUUUGCUGGGAUCUGUAUAUUAAUUUGUGUAAUCUGGAACUUUUACGCAGUGUCUAAAAAUGAGAGUUUAACCUUCCCUGCUACUUUCUAUCUACCCCCCAGGCCGAAAACACAGGAAGUCGGGAAUGCGGUUUCUAUGGCCAUUACAUCUGCCAUCCUAAUGUUGCUAGGGGGUGGGAUUUUCCUCUUUUGUAAAUUUCACAGGGAAUGCCAAGUAUAUCCUUUGAUCAGAGACAUCAACUUCUGA
Dromiciops gliroides (monito del monte) is the source of this 666-nucleotide messenger RNA. RefSeq names its product claudin 34 (gene CLDN34). The record is from RefSeq and is a predicted model, not a curated record. Gene Ontology annotation, biological process: cell adhesion; bicellular tight junction assembly. Gene Ontology annotation, molecular function: structural molecule activity. Gene Ontology annotation, cellular component: plasma membrane; bicellular tight junction. NCBI's taxonomy places the organism in Eukaryota, Metazoa, Chordata, Mammalia, Microbiotheria, Microbiotheriidae. The coding region runs from base 1 to 666 and encodes 221 amino acids. The transcript has a single exon.